AUGGGUUUCCACCAAUACCUCGCCCGCACCGCCCUUCAACUGGCUGCGCGCCAGACGAGCGAUUCAGACGACAGUGAAGAUGCCGAACCAGGACAGAAGGAGAUAUACGCUUCAUGGGCGCUGCUCAUUCUCAUCGUCCUGCUUAUCGUAGCUUUCUUCACCAGCUAUGUGUUGCAGUCGAAACGGAUACAGGCGGUCCAUGAGACGGUCAUAUCAAUCUUCGCGGGCAUGGUGAUAGGGUUGAUAUUACGGUUAACGGCUGUAACGAGUGUUCUGGACGCCGUGAGCUUCAACUAUCAGUUCUUCUUCAACUUGCUGUUACCUCCCAUCAUCUUGGCCAGUGGAUAUGAGCUCCAUCAGGCUAAUUUCUUCCGGAAUAUCGGCACCAUUCUGACAUUUGCUUUUGCUGGUACGCUAAUAUCCGCGUUUGUGCUCGGCGUCAUACAAUGGAUAUGGACCAAGAUAGUGCCGCUGGAGGGGCUGGAUCUCUCAUUCGUCGACGCCAUGUCCGUAGGCGCAACGCUCUCUGCGACCGAUCCUGUCACGAUUCUGGCAAUCUUCAACACCUAUAAGGUCGAUCCGAAGCUGUACACCAUCAUCUUCGGCGAGUCGAUUCUCAAUGAUGCCAUCGCAAUCGUAAUGUUCGAGACGGCGCAAGCAUACCGUGCCGGAGCUACUGCCGGCAAGCUUACCGUCCUCAGCCUGUUCGAAUCCAUGGGCCUGUUCUUGGGUGUCUUCUGCGGCUCCCUGGUGAUUGGUCUGGCGAUCGGCAUUGCGACGAGUCUGCUUCUCAAGUACACCCACUUGAGGCGAGAGUCAAAAAUCGAGAGCUGCAUUAUCAUACUGAUCGCUUACUUGUCAUACUUCCUGGCGAAUGCAGUGCAUAUGAGUGGCAUCGUGUCUUUACUGUUCUGCGGGAUUUGCCUAAAACACUACGCCUACCACAAUAUGUCUCGCCGCACACAGCUUACAACGAAGUUCACUUUCUCCGUCACGGCACAGCUAUCAGAGAAUUUCAUCUUCAUUUAUUUAGGCCUCUCGCUCUUUACAGAGGCUGGGCUGGAGUACAAGCCGCUUUUCAUUCUGAUCACCGUCAUCGGCAUUUGCGUAGCGAGAUGGUGCGCCGUCUUUCCGCUCAGCGCUGCUGUCAACUGGUUCAUCCGCUACCGCGCGAGGCGGAGAGGUCAGGAAGUUGCGGAAGAGAUUCCAUCAAACUGGAAAAUGAUGCUGUACUGGGCUGGUCUUCGUGGAGCGGUUGGCGUGGCGCUCGCUGCUGGUCUGACCGGUCCGAAUGCGUUUGCGCUCAAAGCCACUGUACUCGUUGUGGUCGUGCUCACAGUGAUCAUCUUCGGUGGCACUACGGCUCGCAUGCUUGAGAUUCUCAACAUACGGACUGGUGUUGUGGAAGAGAUCGACAGUGACGACGAAUUCGACAUCGAGCCUAUCCGCCACCAGAAUGGUUCGUACGCUCGCAAGAACGGCACCGCCUUUGGACACUCGCCCAAAGUGAGUGGGGUAAACGGCGCAAUUGGUCUCGACCAUUUCAAGGACAACACACGUGAUGGUGCCCAAAGCACGUAUAGCACCGGCAGUACGAACGGAAGCCCUCCCAUCGAACCGAAUUUUAGCCGCCGCAAUAGCUCACGCAACCGGAACGAUCUUCAGAACACCGCAGAGCAAGGCCUGCUUGACCCAGAUGAGUUCAGCCAGGUCAAUAGCGACGAUGAUGACCUUGGACUCCCCCCUUCAGCGCGGAGGUCGCCGGCAGCGCGACCGGUCAACCCCGAGGCAGAUACGAACAACCCCUAUCCGAUGUCAGGGUCGAGGCCGGAGACUGGUACACCACAGCCGAUCGGCGCACGAGCGGCACUGAGUCAGAUACUGAAUGCGACCACGGAGGAUGCGGGAAAUCUGUUCAACAAGCUGGAUGAGAACUUUCUGAAGCCGCAUCUGCUGCUGGAUCCCGGCGGUGCGUCAAAGCAUGGCGGAAGCAGCUAG
This is a messenger RNA of Baudoinia panamericana UAMH 10762, 1998 nucleotides long. RefSeq lists its product as uncharacterized. The transcript has 3 exons. Gene Ontology annotation, cellular component: fungal-type vacuole membrane; early endosome; late endosome. Gene Ontology annotation, biological process: vacuolar acidification; proton transmembrane transport; sodium ion transport. Gene Ontology annotation, molecular function: sodium:proton antiporter activity. Bases 1 to 1998 code for a protein of 665 amino acids. NCBI's taxonomy places the organism in Eukaryota, Fungi, Ascomycota, Dothideomycetes, Mycosphaerellales, Teratosphaeriaceae. The record is from RefSeq and is a predicted model, not a curated record.